AUGUCGGCAACAGGGGUGACGCUGUCGGCCGGCUAUGAGAGGCCACCCGAGCAGGCCGAACCCGCCCACUGUCAGCGCACCUUCGGCAUCCUCGGUCUCGUCACCCUGGGAAUUGUCCUAGGUGCUGUGGGGAUGCGCUUUGUAGACAGCUUGCCCGUCUCGCCGGUUUGGGGAAGAGACGCCGUGGCUUCUUCUGAGGGAGUCAGCCUUGAAUCCGGCGGACGGUCGGAUUCUGGAGUCCCCAUGUGUGGUGCGGAAGGUAGCUUCGAUUGGCAAGUCUUGAGCGCAGCAGAUGUACUUAGCAAGGACGCAAUCUCCAAAGGCCUCGGCUUGCUGGAAGCAGAACGCGCAGGGUGCGUCGGAGGAGGAUUGCCAGCGUUUCCGUUUGAGGCGUCCGAUUUCGAGCACGGCAUGAACCACUCCCACUUCGUCCAUGUUCAGCACAAGUUUGCUUCAACUUGCAAAGGACAGACUUUCAAGCUGCACUAUUUCCUGGGAGGUGGAGACUACAGCUUUGCGUUGGAGGUUCAUCACAGCCUUGCGGCGAAGACGUGGCAACUCUUGCGAUCGAGACCCCCGGCCUGCGACAUCGAGGAGGGAAUUCCAGCGGGGCCGGAAAUCUUACCACCGAGUGGCAAGUUGGCACAACGCAGUGCCCACUUUGUGCUUUCGGAGUUGGCCUACCGCAUGGAGACGCAAAAAUGCCUGGGUCGCCAAGAGGGGCUAAAGCUGGGCAGUGUAAAACAAAUCAAGACGUCCAUUGACGCCGGUCUGCUGACGGAGCUGAUCCUGGAAGUUGAGCAUGUCUUCCCCGACGGCAAAUCCGACGAGAAGGUAGUUCAAGCGAACAUCCUGCAGGUUUGUGAUGCGGUGAGGGGAACCUGCCUCGACGAACUUGUGCUUCCCAAAGACAUCGGAAGUGUCUGCGACAUGCUUCAGAAGCCUUCGGACUUGCCGGUGCGGAGGUUGUAUGCCAGGAUAGGAAAGCUUGGCCACAUCGAGCCGGAUGCCACCGAGUUGAUGGUAGCUCGCUCCGGGCAAAGCUCCCCAAGGCAACUCAAAAGUCAGCAGCCGCGGUCAGCAAUUAUGCUGCGCCACAUCAAGAGCGAUUCGGCCAUACCAGAGGAAUGGCAUCCACAGGAUGAAUGCGCGCAUCUUCCCAUUCUUGAUCAAGGGAUGUGUGGCUCAUGCUAUGCUCAUGCCUUCGCAGCAAUGAUUGGGGAGCGGAAAUGUCGCCUUGACAAGAAGUCCCGACGGCUCUCAUCCGAGUCCUGCAAGGACUCGUCGAAGUGGACGGACUACCGCUCCUGGGGCUGUGAAGCCUAUGCGAAACAUGAUCCAGGAUGCAAGUCCCUGCCUGAUUAUGGCCAGCGGACACACUGCAAGAAGUCCUGUGGCACGUGCCCAAGUCUUGAAAGGUUCGAGCGUGACGAAAACCAGUGGGCUGAUGCAGAAUUCGAGUAUUUGCCGUCGGUAGCCGAACUAGCACCUUGUUCGGAAAGCCAUGAUGGCGAGAUGAGCGGCUGCAGCGGCGGGAACGUUGCGACCAUAUGGAACUACUGGUUACGGCACAAGCCAUCCUUGAAGCUCUGGCGCAUGGGAGCAAAAUGCAAGCCCUACAUCUUCAAGUGCUGGGAGAGCAAAGGCGGCGUUGUGAAUCCCAUGAAUAUGGGUCAUUGUGGCUGGUACGAUGAUUAUCAGCUCUUCCAGAAGCCUUGCAGCUGCAUUCCGCAUUCAAAGCGGCCUACGGAGAUGAAAUGUCAGGAUUCUCAACCACCUUCAAAGUGCGCUGCUUCUACACCUUUUGCAGUCUUCUCCAUAAUGAACAAGGCCGACGGGCUCAGCACAGCGGACACAGUCAAGAAUAUGCAGAGGCACAUCAUGGAGCAUGGCCCCAUCUAUGCAUCUUUCGCGACAACCAGUGCAUUCAUGGAUUGGAAUUGGAAAGAGAAGCCAGUCUACACCGGUGGCGGCUCCAAUGUGGGCGGCCAUGCUAUCGUGCUCACAGGCUGGGGGACGGAGCCCAAGCAGAAGGCAGAUUUCUGGCGUUUCAAGAACUCAUGGGGGCCCGAGUAUGCAGACGGAGGGUAUGGCAAGUUCCAGAGAGGCGCGAAUCUCGACCAGAUCGAAGAACGUGAGAUGGCCGCGGCUAUGCCGGAUGAGAACUUCGCUGACUUCUCUGCUCCACAGUGCAAUUUGCAUCAGUGGAGCACUGCUUACUGGAAAGCCGGCGAUCAGCUGACGCAGUACAAGAUCUACUAUCACGUCAAGUGCAACAAGGACGCCAAAGUGAAGGUGUUCGCCUCCCACCGUAUCCAGCAGCGGUCCGACAUCUACAAGGGAGUGACGGGGAAUGAAGAAACCGUGGACGGGAAAAGCAACGUCAUGGCCAAAGUUCCCUUCGACCUCGUGCAUGCAAAAUUCGGUUUGGAGGCUGGAGAUCAGUGGAUCAAGAUCGAGGCCACCGAUGAUUCAGGCAACAAGCAUGACAACACACAUUUUGUUUCGAUCCCAACGGAUGGCGUUCUGGAGCCUCAGGUGCCCAAGCGGCAAGUUUCAGAAGGCGACUCCGCGGUCUCGCAGCGCUCCGCGUCUGCCCAAUGGUCGCCUGAGGACGAUGAACUCUCCGCCGGCAUCCGCUACAUCAAUGAACACGCACCAGCAUGCGAUGGACUCAACGAACAGACGUACUGGGUAUUAACCAACAUCAAGACAGACUCAGGAUCUCCCAUUGCCGGGUGGCCCGAGGUGAAAGUCCGGAGCAUGUGCCAGAACAAGUCCCGGGGUAUGUCCGGGGCUGUUCCGAAGAUGGAAUUUCCACUCACCACGUAUAGCCUCCGCCUCCCCUUCGUCGACCACGUGUUGCCUCUCAUCUACCCCCUCUUGAUGAGCACUGCACUGCUGAUGUUGGGCACUCCUGGUGUGGGGAAGACACCAGCCAUCAUCGUCAUGUGCAUGGCCAUCGGAAGGUACCAUGUCAGACGACUUCAACUACAAGGCGUCAAACCAGGCUGGCGGCGUGGCAAGAGCUUGGACAAUUUCAGGCAGCGUGCACCCCAAAUCCAAGAAGCUCUAUUCCUGGAUGAUCCUUCACGUAGACGAAGCGACAUUGCGGACCUCAAGGCAUUCUUCACUUCAGACGAAGAUGGUACUGUGAGCGGCAGGUACAACGAUGCCCGCAUGACCCGUAACCAAAUGAGAGCCAUGGCUUCCAACGACGCUGGCACGGAGCCGUCUGAUGUGCUGCCGUCGGACACCACUCUCGAUUCCGGGGCCUUCUUUCAACUCAUCAAGCCGAUGUUCAAUGACGAGGAUCACAUAAAGGAUAUCCUUGCGGUCAUGAAGCGUGUCACAACCCUUGUCUUCACAGAGAAAGCUCUGUACAUCCGUUUCCCCUCUGAGCAGCCCAAGGCGAUUGUACACCGCAUUGUCAAAGAGAGUCUCUACCUAGACCUUCUCGCAGACAGAGAUAAAGGACUCUAUGCGUCCUACAAGCAGGGCGUCACCAUGUAUGGACCGACAUUUGAGGAAGAUGUUCAGAGGGAGCAAGCCAUGAUCGACUCGCGUGUGGAGUACAUGAACAGCUUCCCCAGGAUCCAAGACUACAUAGAGAACUGCAAUAGCAAGCUGCAGGAGUGGCUUCGUCCAGUUCGUGUACUUCCAGAUUCGCCGGACUCGCCUGAAAACACACAGCCGGCUGCUGCAAUGGGUGGUCUUCAUCUCUCACGGCACAUUGGGACAGGCGCCGCGCCCAAUCGCGUUGACCGUAGCCGGUUCCACUUCGGUGACUCACCUGCUCAAAAACUACGCAGAAUCAGGUCCAAGUCCUCUAUGCCUCCUACGACUCCGAUCGUCCCGGCCUCCUCUUCACACAAUGCUGAGCACGAAGACAUCCCAGCUGCCAAUGAGGGCGGAGCGGACAUGGUGGAGGCGGCCUCACACCAGGAACAUGCCGAUCCAGCCGAUGAUUCCGGAGACGAGAUGGAUGUUGAUGAGGGGGACGAGUACUAUUUCGGCUGCACGGUGUUGACCUUGGUUUUGAUCUGUGCAGUAGUUGUCGCACACAUGGCUCCCAAGAUGCAGAAGAAGCCGAGCUCCUUUGUUCCGAAGAAGGGGAAAUUCCGCAGUGCGCUCAAACGCCCAGCUUCUACCAAGUCCAAGGAAUACAAGUCCGUCGCGUAUGUUCGGGUUCCUGCUCCAGUUGGUGCUCGUGGUCUUCGCCAUGAGCAAACACACUGGCGUCGAACUAUACCGGAACUUCUCAAUGCCAGUAACUCCGCCAUUGUUGAGAUGCUCACAGAGGAUAAAAUCUUGUUGGAUUGGAAAGGUCGCACAUGCCCUCGGUGUGAGCGUGGUACCCUUUCAGGCCCAAUCUCCAAACCUGGUCUUGCCUCCUCCGUGAAGUACAGGUGCAGCCACUACAAGUGCCUCCAGUACAUGAACCCGCACUACCUCCACCCAUUCUUCAAGGAAUGCCGUGGUCCCGAAGGCCACAGUCUGCAGGUCCAGGCAUCGGCGCUUCUUCUCAAGCUCACUGAGGCAUCCAAUGCGCAGGCACAUAAGCUUCUGGGCAUCAACCACAAGGCCAUAGAGGACAUGGACAAGAGCCUCAUGACACUGCGCAAGGAUUUCGUAGAGGAGCGGCAAAAGACCAUGAAACUGGGCGAUGGUAUUUCCUGGGUCGACGUGGAAGGUGACGAGGCCACCUUCAACAAGACCCGUACCGAUGAUGCAGAUCCAACUAAGGCUAUGCAGUGGGAGCAGUGGCUCGGUCUCGUGGAGCGCGGUCGUCCAGAAAGCCUCGUCCUUCAUCGGCUGAAUCCUCCCAAAACAGUGCGGCGAGCACCAGGCCCGGGUGCUGUGCGAAAGACGGAAUGGGUGCCCUUGGCCAACAAGUACCUGAGGGGCCGCUCUGUCAUUUUCCACACGGACUCGGCUAGAAGCUAUAAGAUCCGUGUCGAUGGGGUGGUUCAUGACAAUGUUGUUCACGCCAAGAAGCGUGUCAAGGUUAGAGGCAAGUUUGUGUGGAAGGCCCCAACAUAUGUCAGGGUUACAACCCAUAAAGUUCCAGGUCGCACGAAGCCUUUGAAGACCAAGGCAGGCACCCAAAUUAUUGAUAGAGCAUGGCGCUACAUGAAGGAUCGCAUUUCCCUCAAUCAGCAUUGCAUUACCGGCAGUAGCCUCAUGAGGGUGAAGGUCCGCAAUGCCCAGUACCUUUACUGGAAGCGGAGUGAGGACCUUUGGGUCGAGACUGGGAAGCUAUGCUCCUGGGCAAUGCAGAAGCUGGUGUGA
Symbiodinium sp. CCMP2592 is the source of this 5292-nucleotide messenger RNA. The record is from the annotation of a GenBank genome assembly. NCBI's taxonomy places the organism in Eukaryota, Dinophyceae, Suessiales, Symbiodiniaceae.